ACUCUGUAUUUCUUGUUGUAACUUCCUCACAAAUGCAGACGGCAACAGAAUGUCCUCCCGGCAGUAUUUUGUCACUGGGGUCAUCCUUGCCUCUACUCUUCUGGGAGUGGGUGCCUUUAAUGGAUAUUACGAGUAUUACACUCAGACAUGCUAUUUCAACCAAAACAAUUUGAGUGAUGUGGAGUUUGUUAUAUCCAGAUGGUUUAACAAGGCUAUCUACUUACAGUUCAAUAGCACUGUGGGGCGGUUUGUAGGAUCCACUGCACUUGGAGUGAACCUUGCAAAUGAGUACAACAGAAAUGGAACGAUGCUGAAAUAUUUGAAGAAUGGCACGAACACAUACUGCAAGCCCAAUGAUCAGAUUCAUUCUCAGAAGAUCCUGUCAAAGACCGUUGAGCCAGAGGUGAUGCUAAGUCUGGGGAGGCCUCCCAGCGGUGACCAGCCUGCCGUGUUGAUCUGCAGCGCGUACAACUUCUUCCCGAAGAUGAUCCGUGUCACAUGGUACAGAGAUGGCCAGGAGGUGACCGCUGGUGACGUGAUCUCCAGUGAGGAGCGGGCGGACGGGGACUGGUACUACCAGAUGCACUCCAACCUGCAGCUCACCCCCAAAGCUGGAGAGAAGAUCUCCUGUGUGGUGGAGCACGGCAGCCUGAGGGAGACCAAGGAGUUGGUCUGGGAGGAGGUCACCAUGCCGGAGUAUGAGUGGAAGGAGAUCGCCGGGGGAGCUGGUCUGGGCUUAGGCUUCAUCCUCGCCGCUGCAGGCUACAUCUACUACAGGAUCAGACGAGGAAACCAGGAAGAAUCCACCCCGCUACUGGGUCAUAGAUAGUGAUGUGGCCAAUGAAGCGAGGCUGAGGGUGGAGCUUGUGACAAGCAGAGAGGGGCGUGCCAAAUGAAGCCCAGGUUCGAGGCUUGUGCCGUUUCCGUAGAAAUCACGUGACUGAUGACAAACGAGGCCUCUGUGAUGUCUGAAGCCUCGUUAGGGACACACGCCCACCAGACUGCUUCGGAAUCUGAUUUAAAGGCUUUGAAUUCUUGUGCAUUGUAGUGUGGUAUGAUAGAAUGUGUUGUAUUGCGAGAGACAGUCUGAUCAAGCAAUAAAGCUUCUCAAAUUAGAACAGUGA
Messenger RNA from Sardina pilchardus (European sardine), 1124 nucleotides. RefSeq names its product rano class II histocompatibility antigen, A beta chain-like. The transcript has 5 exons. Gene Ontology annotation, cellular component: membrane; MHC class II protein complex. Bases 50 to 829 code for a protein of 259 amino acids. Lineage: Eukaryota; Metazoa; Chordata; Actinopteri; Clupeiformes; Clupeidae. The record is from RefSeq and is a predicted model, not a curated record. Gene Ontology annotation, biological process: antigen processing and presentation; immune response.